AUGUACAAUAGAAUACAAUGGAAAACACCUGACACAAAAGACACGGGUUCCAGUGUCUCCAAAUCGCAUCAUGUUACCUCUUCCCGGGGGUCUCCCCGCAGGAGAAGCCUCUCCCCUGUUCCACAGAUCCUACAGAAAGUGCAGCAAGGAAAGAAAGAGUGCGUCAAGCUGAGGAACAAGGCCAAAUGGAAGAAUCUGCUCUCCAAAUGGCAAGAAAUUCCGUCUCUGCUUACAAACAAAGGCGAGUAUCCGCUCCGGAAAUAUUAUCGCCUGAACAGUGCCAGCUACUCUGCGUCUAGGACCCUCACCACCAACUCUCUCCAUGCCACAGUGCAAGAGGGAGAUGAAUUACACCAGCUGAGUAACACUGAAAGACUCCCGGCGACGCUGAGAUUGGGACCUGUACUAGUUCCAGAAGCAGUUCUAGAAACAGCAAAUGAAACUAGUGAGAGAAAGCGUAAACCAGGUCGGCCCCCUGGAAAACGUAAGGCUAAAGAAACCCAGAGCUCAGCUGCAGUGCCAACUGUUAGAAGAAGAAAGGUCUCUCAAAAGCCUUCUCCUGUUCGUCGCAAAACAGUUUCUCAAACAGCUACUGAUAAAGCAAGGACGACUAUUGGUCCUUCUCGAGGCAGACAACAAACUUCUUCUACUACAAGCUCUGAUAAUCGCCCAAUCUGCAACAUGAUCCCUGCUACGGGGUUAGGGAAUCCCCAGACAGUUCGUCGUCUAAAGGAGAUGAAUAAGUCCAUAUCUCCAGACAUUUUAUUCCUUAUGGAAUCCAAAAAUCCCGAUCAGUUUGUCAUUGAUAAAACUAAGGCUCUAGGCUAUGAGCAUCAUCAUCUCAUCCCUCCCACGGGUCACGGCGCAGGAGGUUUAGCUAUUCUAUGGAAACAAGAGGUCAAGCUUCAUGUCCUUAGCUCAAAUGCUAAUUUCAUUGAUACUUGUAUUGAAUUCGAAGGCAAAACUUUCUUCGCUGCCUUUGUUCAUGGGGAUACUGAUUUUAUAAAAAGAAGACUAUUUUGGAAUCAAAUGGUUUCUUUAAUGAACGGCAGAGACGCACCGUGGUUUAUAACUGGUGAUUUCAACGACAUUCUUAGCAAUGAUGAAAAAGACGGCGGACCAGUACGGGUUGAAGGGUCUUUCUCUGACCUCCGGUCUUUCUACUCCGAGGGGGAUUUAUAUGACCUGCCUCAUUCGGGUGAUCUGCUUUCUUGGAGAGGGCAAAGGGGCAAUCACCUAGUUCGAUGUCGAUUAGAUAGAGCGGCGGCUACAAGUUCAUGGGCAGAACUGUUUCCAUCAGCACGAAGUCAAUACCUUGCCUUCGAAGCCUCAGAUCACAGACCCCUAGUCACAGUACUGGAAACAGGUAUAAAGAAGAGGAGAGGAAUGUUCCGCUAUGAUAGGCGACUUAAAGAUAAUAUAGAGGUCAAGGAGCUGGUUCAGACAGUGUGGACAAAUGCUGGUGAAUGUUCCAUCAGAGAAAAAAUCUCCCUGACUAGAAGCGCCAUAGUGGAAUGGAGCAAACAACAAAACCGUAACAGUCGACUGACUAUCGAGCUAAAGAAACAGGAACUCGAGGAAGCCCUCUCUAGCCCGGUAAAUGAUCUGACGCUCAUCCAUCAAAUUAACUCUGAUCUCAAUGAUGCUUACCAUGCUGAGGAAGAACAUUGGAGACAACGUAGCCGCUUAUUAUGGUUGAGACUUGGAGACAGGAAUACUGGUUUCUUUCAUGCUGUAUCAAGAAACAGGAAAAGAGCCAAUGCUUUCUCGGUCAUCGAGGAUGUAAAUGGGAAUGUUGUCUACAAGGAGGAUGAUAUAGCUCGGGCAAUAGUUCAGUAUUAUGAAGCCCUUUUCACUUCUGUGGAAGGAAACAAGACAGAGACAGUCAAUGCGGCCUUGCGCAGAUUGGUGUCUGAUGAGGAUAAUAUUGAGCUGAUCAGGCGUCCAUCGGGCCAAGAGAUUAGAAAUGCGGUCUUUUCCAUCCACGCCGACAAAGCUCCCGUUGGUCCGGAUAUGAUCAAAGAAGUGCAGAAGUUCUUUGAUUCGGGAGUCUUCCCACCUCGGACUAAUGAGACAAAUGUUCGGCUAAUACCAAAGAUCCUAAACCCGCAAGUGGUAGCUGACUACAGACCAAUCGCCUUGUGCAACGUCUUCUAUAAGACAGUAUCCAAGCUCCUGUCCCGACGAAUGCAGCCGCUGCUAGCUAACAUUAUAUCUGAAACGCAAUCUGCGUUUGUACCGGGUCGAGCUAUAUCGGAUAAUGUACUCAUUACCCACGAAGUCCUCCACUUUCUCAAAACGUCUAGAGCGGAAAAGCGAUGCUCCAUGGCGGUCAAAACCGACAUGAGUAAAGCAUAUGACAGAUUGGAAUGGGAGUUUAUUGAGCUAGUCUUGCAGCGACUAGGUUUUCAUGAGACAUGGAUUAAAAUGAUCAUGCAAUGUGUAUCUACUGUUACAUAUUCCUUCCUCAUCAACGGCUCGCCUAGAGGAAGGGUACAACCGAGUAGAGGCAUCCGUCAAGGAGACCCUCUUUCACCAUACAUCUUCAUUUUGUGUAGUGAAGUACUUUCGGGUUUAUGUAACAGAGCCAGCGAGGAGGGUUCUCUAAAAGGAAUACGUGUGGCAAGGGCCUGCCCCCGAGUCAAUCACUUACUUUUCGCCGAUGAUACUAUGUUUUUCAUUCGAGCCAACAAAGAAAGCACUCAGUGUCUCAGCAAAAUACUGAAACAGUAUGAAGAAGCCUCGGGUCAGUCGAUCAACACCAACAAAUCUUCAAUCUCUUUCUCUAGGAAAGCGCCUCUAGAACUAAGGGCAAAGAUCAAAGAAGAGCUCAACAUUCAGAGAGAAGGAGGAGUAGGGAAAUACUUGGGGUUACCGGAACAUUUUGGGAGAAGAAAGAAAGAUCUUUUCACGUCCAUAGUUGAUAGAAUCAUCCAAAAGGGGCGUAGCUGGUCUAACAGGUUCUUAUCCAAGGCGGGUAAACUGACAAUGAUUAAGAGUGUCCUCUCCCCUAUUCCCUCCCAUGCUAUGACUUGUUUCAAACUACCCCUAUCUCUGUGUAAGAGGAUUCAAGCAGCGGUAACGAGAUUUUGGUGGGACGAUAAAGAAGGUACAAAGAAAAUGGCUUGGGUAUCUUGGGACAAAAUGACUCAGUCUAAAGAAGUGGGGGGACUUGGUGUUAGAGAUUUCCAAGCUUUUAAUGAUGCAUUCUUAGGGAAAUUGAGCUGGAGGAUUCUUAAUAAUCCAGAGAUACUUCUCUCAAGGGUGCUCCUAGGAAAGUACAGCUCUACGGAAAGCUUCCUGGAGGUCACGGAAAAAUCAGCUAUAUCCCAUGGCUGGCGUGGAGUUCUCAUAGGUCGCGACUUACUCAAAGACAACAUGGGAUGGAGUGUAGGGAAUGGAAUCUCCAUUAGCAUUUGGAAUGAACCGUGGCUAAGUCUCUCGCAACAACUUUCACCGACUGGUCCAGCCACGGAGGAAACAAGUAAUUUCACUGUCUCUGAUCUCUUCAAUGAACAUGAAAGAACGUGGAAUGUGACUACGAUCAAACGAGUUCUACCUCAGUGGGAGCAAAACAUCAUCAAUAUUAAGCCUAGCCUAUCAGGGGCGCCAGAUAAGAGAAUAUGGCUAGGAACUAACAAUGGCAUCUAUACCACAAAGUCUGGCUACCACAUAGCGCUCAAGAGGAGAAGGGAAUUGGAUGGAAUACAAACCAGAAACGCUCUGUUUCAAUGGUCUAAAGGAGUGUGGAAUCUACAAAUUGCCCCUAAGGUUAAAUUUUUUUUGUGGAAGACUUUCCAACAAGCGUUACCUGUAGGAGAGGUGCUGAGGCACCGUCACAUCUUGACUGACAAUAUAUGUAAAAGAUGCGGCACACCAGAAUCUAUAAAUCAUCUUUUUCUCCACUGCAACUUCGCUCGUGAUGUAUGGAGAGCAGCUCCGUUUGCGGGUGCUGUGGAUGUAAGCAGAUUAAUAGAUUUAAAGGAUGUGUGGCUGAAUCUAUGCGAAAAGACUUGUCUACCUCCUACAGGAUUAGCAGAAGGAUCACUAGCACCAUGGAUACUGUGGCAAAUCUGGAGUGCAAGAAACCAGCUAGUUUUCAAUGGAAAGAACUGGACAGCUGAAGAUUCUUUAACGAAGGCUAUUGCUCAAGCUCGGGAAUGGAAUCAAAGUCAAGUUAAACCACCAUCAACGGCAAAGAAAGCUCAGGUCGCUCCACCUCCUCCUCCAGAUUGUAUCACAGUGCAUACUGACGCAGCUUGGAAAGCAUCCUCUCAGACGGCGGGUUUAGGAUGGAUAAUUUCUAACGCUUCAAGUACAUCUUCUUUCUCGAAACCGGCAAGGCAUGUAGGCUCUGCUCUUUGUGCAGAGGCGUUAGCAAUGCGAGAAGCUUUAACCAAAUGCAAGGAGUUAGGGAUAAAGAGGAUUCUCUGCAAAUCCGACUCAUCACAACUCGUAUCAUCCAUCAAUUCGGGUGUUUCGAACCCGGAAUUAUAUGGAAUCAUCUCUGAUGUUAUGGAUUUAUCGUUUCAUUUUGAUGUAAUCUCUUUCAUGUGGAUCUCAAGAGAGAAAAACAAGGCUGCUGAUAAUGUAGCUAAACUUUGUCUGGUUGGGGUCGAGGCCUUUAUGGCUGUACCUAACUAA
Brassica rapa (field mustard) is the source of this 4644-nucleotide messenger RNA. RefSeq lists its product as uncharacterized. NCBI's taxonomy places the organism in Eukaryota, Viridiplantae, Streptophyta, Magnoliopsida, Brassicales, Brassicaceae. Gene Ontology annotation, molecular function: nucleic acid binding; RNA-DNA hybrid ribonuclease activity. The record is from RefSeq and is a predicted model, not a curated record.